Messenger RNA from Cyprinodon variegatus (sheepshead minnow), 1578 nucleotides. It is a transcript of the gene svbp, whose product is annotated as small vasohibin binding protein. The transcript has 3 exons. The coding region runs from base 172 to 372 and encodes 66 amino acids. The record is from RefSeq and is a predicted model, not a curated record. Lineage: Eukaryota; Metazoa; Chordata; Actinopteri; Cyprinodontiformes; Cyprinodontidae. Gene Ontology annotation, biological process: negative regulation of protein ubiquitination; protein secretion. Gene Ontology annotation, cellular component: apical part of cell.
ACCUCUAAGCUUUACACAGUUGAACACGUAUUUGUUUAUUUGUGACACACAUGCACCCGUCCGUCUGCAGGCAGCUUCUUUAAUCAGUAUAAGGCUUAAAACCAAAGAAAGUCUCCCUGCGUUACUCCAUUUGAUCUCCGCGCUCAUCGCCGGUUGGGUUAAAGCGUUAUAAUGGAGCCGGCCUGCCGUAAGGACAAACCAAAGCUGAACUCGACCCCGACCAGAGGAGACCGAGCCAAGCAGAAGUCUGCACAACAGGAGCUCAAACAGCGACAGAGAGCAGAGAUAUAUGCUUUGAACAAGGUGAUGACAGAGUUGGAGCAGCAGCAGUUUGAAGCCUUUUGCAAACAGAUGCAGUCCCAAGGAGAGUAAUGGCAGCUUUACUUCCUCCUCCUACGUUAGGCGUGUUGUUCCACCCAACCGGCACAAUCUUUGGACUUGAACUGUUACGGACAUAAACUGGCUGCUGGGACACUAAUGAUGCUUUUCUUCAGGUGCUGAUUCUGUAUUUCUGAUGUUUUAUUGCUCCAUUCCUUCCAUAUUUCCUUCCCAGUUCAUGGGGAAACCAGUUUGUAUUUAUUGCCGAGCCAUUAUUUAUUUAGUUUUUCUUUUUCCUUGGGUCAUUCUGGGGAAUUCUUAUGAUAAAUACAUUUUCUUUAGUCGACUCUUCUUAGCAGAAUGUCUUUGACUCAGUCAGGUUGGAUAAAACAAGCAUCAAUCGAAGCAAUGUUUAAGUCUUGCCAUAGAUUCUUAACCUAAAAAAGGUCCAGACUUUGACUAGGCCAUUUGAAGACUUGAAUAAACAUAUUUUUAUUGUUUCACAGUUGAAAGGUGGUAUUCACUUCUUCUUAAAGGAGAAGUCCGGUCAGCAAGGAAUAAUCAAUGGAUCUUUAUCUAUACCUAAAAGGAAUACGUUUGCGGAAUUUAGCAUUUAUCAGUAAAAAAAAAUGAAAACAAUUUUGGUUGUGUUCACUGAUUCGGGGAGCGGCCAUUUUUGCCAAAAUAUAGUAACACUUCACUCCUGACAUCUGCCAGUGUAGGUACCAGAUCUGCUCAGGGCCCCACCCCUUCUAAUGACAUCAUCAAACGACAACUCCACUUGGACAAACUGUAUGGCACAACAAGCUUCAGAAUCAAAUCUUUUUUGGAGUCUCAACAUAUGAUUACCAUUGGUAAAAUAAUAGCAAAUAUUGAUAUUUGCUAUUAUUUUAUAUUUCAUUGGUGAUCUAAAGUAGCGGAAAGCAGAAAACAAUCAUUGUCAGUCUUGAACGAAAGUACUGCAUUCUAAGACUGAGCUCUGCUGAUUAACAAGAUGACAAAUAGUCUCCGCUUAUUCUUGUUCUUUUUAUUAAGAUCUGAGGACAGGAAGGACAAAUGGAACAUCUUAAAAAAUGACUUUCAUAGAGAUUUUAGACAAAUAAAACAGUUAUUCUACUUGUAGGAAUUGAACAGUUGUUGACACCAAUUUAAAAGUAGUGUAGCUUAAUCUGGCUAACUGACCAAGCUAAAAGAGGCUAACCUGUUAGCUAGUGAGCACAGCUAGCCACAGUGCUACCCAGCUCUCCCCAUUUAUAUCAU